Molecule: messenger RNA, 2810 nt
Organism: Mastomys coucha (southern multimammate mouse)
Lineage: Eukaryota; Metazoa; Chordata; Mammalia; Rodentia; Muridae
Product: alcohol dehydrogenase 6-like
Exons: 8
Coding region: 1-1110 (369 amino acids)
Biological process (GO): retinoic acid metabolic process; retinol metabolic process
Cellular component (GO): cytosol
Molecular function (GO): all-trans-retinol dehydrogenase (NAD+) activity; zinc ion binding
Source: RefSeq, a predicted model, not a curated record
AUGAUCAGAUGCAAAGCUGCUGUGCUCUGGAAGCCUGGAGCCCCACUUGCUAUUGAGGAGAUAGAAGUGGCUCCACCAAAAAAGAAGGAAGUUCGAAUAAAGAUUGUGGCCACAGGAAUCUGUGGUACCGAUAUAAAAGAUAUGGACACAGACGUACUUUCGCAGUUUUGCCCCAUCAUUAUGGGCCAUGAAGCCGUUGGGAUAGUUGAGAGUGUGGGAGAAGAAGUCAGCACAGUGAGAACAGGUGAUAAAGUUAUCUUCUUAUGUAUACCACAGUGUGGAGAAUGUAAUACUUGCCUGAAUUCCAAGAACAACAUGUGUGCAGAAAUCAGGCACUCCGCAGUACAUCUGAUAUCUGAAGACAGCAGCAGAAUUACCUGCAAGGGAAAGUUAAUGCACCAAUAUUUUGCUUUAGGCACCUUGUCAGAAUACACAGUCAUAAACGAAAUCUCAGUUGCCAAGGUUGAUGAUGCUGCUCCCCUGGAGAAAGUGUCCAUAAUUGGCUGUGGGUUUGCCACUGGGUAUGGAGCUGCAAUCAACUCUGCCAAGGUGACCCCAGGCUCCACCUGUGCCGUGUUUGGCCUUGGAGGUGUCGGUCUGUCUGUCAUCAUUGGCUGUAAAGCAGCAGGAGCAGCCAGGAUCAUUGGUGUGGACAUCAACAAAGACAAGUUUGCCAAGGCCAGGACAGUAGGUGCCACUUACUGCGUAGACCCACGGGACUUGGAGAAACCCAUUGAGGAAUUCUUAUUUGAUAUGCUGAAUGGUGGCGCAGACUUCUGCUUUGAGGUCACUGGAAACACGGAAACAGUGGCAACUGCCCUGGGCUCCUGCCACAAGGACCACGGGGUCUGUGUGAUUGUUGGAUCAAUAGGAUUUUGUAGUCCAAUCAGCAUCAGUAGCGAGUUGUUCAUCUCAAGACGUACCCUGAAAGCAUCUGUUUUGGGAGGCUGGAAAACCAAAGAGGAAAUCCCUAAGCUGGUUUCUGACUAUAUGGCACAGAAGUUUAACCUCGACCCUGUGAUCACCCACACCCUGACUCUCAGUGAGGUCAAUGAGGCAGUGCAGCUAAUGAAAAGUGGGCAAUGUAUCCGCUGUGUCCUGCUACCUUAAUUACAAGAUCUACAUAUUUCAGCAUGUAUCAUGAUUUAAAAGAAUCCACCGCACAAUGCUUUUCUAUUUUCUUGGCUUUCAUUUAAUUCAGCAACAAUUUUUUAUCAAGCUUCUUGCCUGACCACACCACGGAAAUUCUUCUCAUGUGACCCAGUGCGGUGGAGAACCAGCCAGCCUCCCUUUUACAGCCAUGUUAAGGUUAAUGUGAAUCACCCAAUGGCAGACUCUACAAAAGGCGGCACAGCAACAUGCUCCAUUGGCGCAGCUGUCUUUACCUAGGGACGCACAUUUCCUCACUCACUGGGUCUUUCCCACGCUGUAUGGAUCCUUCCACACAUGAAGCUCUGUGGAUUAUCCACAAGGUGCAGAAUUCCCACCAGAGAAAUGACUGAAACUGAUAAACAAUUCAGCAAAUGUUUAGGUCCCAAAACCACCACCACAAGAACCAAUAGUGUAGUUGUAUGGCAAUAGCAAGUUACCUUAUACAGAAAUCAAGGAAGCAAUCUCACCACUGCUAUGAGAUUGAUCUCACAAAUAAAUUAACAACAUAGGAACAAAUUUAGUCAAAGAUGAGAUAUCUCUACAAUAAAAAGUAUAAAACAUUGCAGAGUAUCAUGGUAUACUUCUUUAAUCCAAACAGCUUGAUGGCCAAGAAGGGCAGACGAUGUGAGUUCGAGACUAGACUGGUCACAUAGCAAAUUCUACACAGCUUGAUUGUAUAGAAUUGAUCAUGUCUCAAAUAUAGACAUAUUUAAAUAUAUAUACAAAAAUGAAAAAACAUUAUUUGUUCAUGAAUUCAAGAACUGGAAGAAUCUAUAUUGUUAAAUGUCUGUGCUACCCAAAGAUAUCUACAGAUACAAAACACCAGUAAAAUUCCUCACAGAUUAAAAAUAGCCUUCAAAUCUGUAUGAAAUCUCAAAAAUGCAAAUAGAUAAAAUAAUCCUGAUCAUAAAAUACAAACCAGGAGCCGUUAUACUCCAAAAUAUACUAGUGAGUCAUAGUGACCAAAGCAUGGUUUGGCAGAAAACAAGAAUCACAGACCAAUGGAACUGGACAAAGAGCCCAGAAAAACUGAACACAUGCAAUGAACAAGCUAAGAAGGGGCUGGGAAGAUACAUCAGAGGAAGUAGAGUCUUUUCAAUGAUUGGUCUAGGAAAAUGAGAUUAUUUUCCCACAUGGAAAAAAAAAUAAAGCUAAGACUUCCUCCUUUCUCUUGAGCCAGUUACAAAAAUGAACUCUAAGCACACUGAAGUCUUCAAUGGAGGGACCAAAACUACUAAAGUACCAUAAGAAAACAGAGGGAACAAUUGUAGACCUUCAAGUGGGCCAGGCAUUGCUGGACAACGUUCCCUAGGCACAGGAAACAAAAGCAAAGUUAGUCAAAUGACUACAGGCAGCCAGAAAGCCCAGCAAGAGAAGCUGCCACCGAGUAAAACGACAGCAAGCCAUUGCAGUGCAGCUCUGGAAUAUAGUAAAGUACAAAGUGCUUUUAACAGUUGGAAGGUGAGGACAGAUGACACACUGUGCAGUUCACAUAGCAAAAACAAGGAUUUGCAGCCCUGUUCUCAUAAAGAAAUUAUUUUUCGGGAGUAAUAUGACAUCCGAAGUGUAGCCACAUGCUGCUCCAUAAUUAUGUGUGACUUGAUGCUUUUAUACAUCUGUGAAGAUAAAUUGAAGACAGUGAAGAGAUGGCUCCAUGG